Pedinophyceae sp. YPF-701 is the source of this 3375-nucleotide messenger RNA. The record is from the annotation of a GenBank genome assembly. Lineage: Eukaryota; Viridiplantae; Chlorophyta; Pedinophyceae.
AUGGAGGUGGACUCUCCCAACCCCAAUAAAGGAUCCCACACGAUCGUUUUCGAGAAUUUUCUCGAUAUCAAGGAACAGAAGAAGUACUCCGAGCCCUUCGAGAUUGCGGGCUUCGAAUGGCGCAUCCUGCUGUUCCCGAAGGGCAACUCAACGACCGGGGGCGACGCGGAGAAGUCUGUGUCGGUGUACCUGGACGCCCCGAAGCCCCAGGGCGUCGCAGUGCCACUGGAGGGCUGGGCACGCGCUGCGGACUUCACCCUCGUGCUCGUGCACCCGUCGGGCGACCCCUCGAAGGACCACUCCAAGAACACCAGCCACACCUUCGACGUCACACAGAACGACUGGGGGUUCAGCGGCUUCCACCCGCUGAAGAGCCUCGAGGAGGAUGGGUUCCUUCACCCCGACGGAAGCCUGCACGUCAGGGUGGUGCUCGAGGUCCUGCGCGGGCCGCAGCACCCCGGGUACGACCCCAAGCGGGAGACGGGCUUCGUGGGCCUCAAGAACCAAGGAGCCACGUGCUACAUGAACUCGCUGCUCCAGGUCCUGUUCCACAUCCCGUGGUUCCGCAAGACGUGCUACCAGCUCCCCGUCGGCGAGGACGAGCAGCCGGACUCGUCGCUCCCCGCGGCGAUGCAGCAGCUCUUCUUCCGGCUGCAGUACGGCUCCAAGCCCGUGUCGACGAAGCUGCUGACCAAGUCGUUCGGGUGGGACUCGUUCGACGCGUUCCAGCAGCACGACGUGCAGGAGCUGGCGCGCGUGCUCAUGGACCGCCUCGAGGCGAAGAUGAAGGGCACGGCGGUGGAGAAGGACCUCGACCGGAUGUUCCAGGGGCACACGGUGUCGUUCGUGCGGUGCCUGCACGUGGACUUCAGGUCGGAGCGCAAGGAGUCGUACCAGGACCUGCAGCUCGACGUCAAGGGCUGCAAGGACCUGUACGACUCGUUCGACAAGUACUGCGAGGUGGACCGCCUGGACGACAAGUACGACGCCGAGGGGCACGGCAUGCAGGAGGCCGAGCGCGGCGUGCUGUUCGACUCGUUCCCGCCCGUGCUGUUCCUGCACCUGAAGCGCUUCGACUGGGACCUGGACACCUUCCAGCAGGUCAAGAUCAACGACCACCACGACUUCCCCGCGGAGCUCGACCUGCAGCGGUACCUGCACCCCAAGGCGUCGGGCCACACCGUGCAGAACACGUACCGCCUGUUCGCGGUCAUGGUGCACAUGGGCGGCAUGUACGGCGGGCACUACUACACCUACAUCAACCCCGACGGGACGCAGUGGCUCAAGUUCGACGACGAGCGCGUGGAGAAGGUCGACGAGGCGACGGUCAAGGAGGCCGCGGGCGUCGCGGACCCCGCGCAGCGCACGGGGUCGAUGCGGCUGAUGCGGUCGACCGGGAGCGCCUACAUGCUGGUGUACACGCGCGACGCCGACCGGGACCAGGUGUUCUGCGAGGCGGACAGGAAGAACCUGCCGGAGCACAUGGCGACGCAGCUGGACGCCGAGCUCAAGGAGAAGAUCACGCGGUGGCAGGAGAAGCGCGAGGCGCACCUGUACUGCCACGUCAGCGUCGCCCGCGAGUGCGACGUGCGGGCGCAGGUCGCCGAGCACGCGUUCGGCGUGUGCGAGCGCGCGCCGCGCGUGUGGCAGAAGCGCGUGCUGAACGAGACCAAGCUCAGCGAGAUCAUCGCGGAGAUGGAGCGCGAGUACGGGAUCCGGGCCAACAAGCAGCAGCUGUGGGUCAUCGGGCAGCGCCGCAACGGCACCUUCCGCGUGGACUCCGCGCUCAGGGAGCACGAAGUGCGCACGCAGACCGUGCAGGACGUGGCGCGCAAGGCCGAGAGCGCCGGGUAUAAGCGCGCGCUGAGCCUGUACCUCGAGGAGAUGGACUCGGCCUCGGUGCCGCAGGACACCUCGCGGCUGGUCUUCCUGAAGAUCUACGACGCGGCGAACAGCAGGCUGCACUUCGUCCGCGCGCAGCUGUUCCCGCUCACCAGCAAGGUCGAGGCCCUGGGGAAGUACGUCCUGCGCGAGUGCAAGGGCAACAAGGAGCUCGCGCCGCUCGUGAGCGGGCUCGACGCGGCCAGCCUGGACUACUUCGAGGAGCUCUCGGACACGCCGGACACCGCGGAGCUCGACGCGGACCGCGCGCCCGCCCGCGGGAUGCUGCAGCGCCUCAACCCUCGCGAGACCCUGGAGCAGGUCCAAACCACCAACGGCGACGUGAUCAUCGUGCAGGCGCAGCACGUGCCGGAGAAGUGCCAGUUCCCUCGCGUGGCGGACUUCCUCGAGUGGACGCAGGCGCGCAGGGUGCUCCGGGUGCGCCGCCGGCCCGGCGCGGCGGUGCGGGCGGCCGACGGCGCGGAGCUGCCGAAGGAGGUGGAGGUGGAGGUGCAGAGCGACGACUCGUACGAGGUGUGGUCGCAGAAGGUCGCGGAGGCGGUGGGGGUGCGCGCCGGCGGCACGCACCUGCGCUUUUGGCAGAUGCAUCGCUUCACGCGCAACCCGUCGAUGGCCGCGGUGCCGACGAAGAUGGUGGGCACGGUGGGCGAGGUGACGGGGAAGACGAUCUGGGAACCGGACUUUGUGUUUUACGAGGCGCUCGACAUACCGCUGGCGCAGCUCGAGGCCAUGUCGGAGGUCACGGUGUGCUGGCACGACGGGCGCGGGGAGUACGUGGAGGAGUUCACGGUGCGGCGGAUGAAGGACGACACCGUGAACGAGGUGCUCGAGGAGGUGCGCGAGCGCGCCGCGAACGGGCGCGGCAAGCGGCGGCCCGAGGGUCCGCUCCGGCUGCUCGAGGUGGCGUCCAGCCGCGUGCACAAGGUCCUGCGGCGGGACGUGAAGGUCGAGUCGCUGCCGAACGACCGGUCGCUCGAGCUGCGCGCGGAGGAGUGCCCUCAGGGCGAGGACCCGGAGGCGCUGGUCGGCAGCGAGGGCGACGACGCUGCGGCGGCGGGCGAGGAGCGGAAGCUGGUGUGCGUGGCGCACUGCCAGCGCGAGAGGGUGACGCAGGAGUCGCAGGGCGUGCUGCGGUCGUGGGGGGAGCCGCUGCUGCUGGUGCUGGAGGCCACGGACCGGCCGGAGGACGUGCGGCGCAAGGUGGCAGAGCGCACAGGCGACGCGGGCGUGCUGAAGGACGCGGAGGGGAGCCCGAACGCGGUGCACAUCAACGUGAGCGGGCGGUACACGGCCUUGGCGGAGGACCAGGCCGUGCUCGAGGCGCUGGGGUCGACGGGGAACCCCUUUGAGUACAUCUCGUCACACGUGUGCGUGGAGCACCCCGACACGCGGCCGCCGAGCAAGCGGAGGGAGCACGUCGUGCGCUCGGGCGGGCGCGCCGAGCGCGGCGCGGGCAUCAAGAUCAACUCGUAG